Messenger RNA from Helianthus annuus (common sunflower), 921 nucleotides. RefSeq names its product transcription initiation factor TFIID subunit 9. The transcript has 3 exons. Bases 190 to 726 code for a protein of 178 amino acids. Gene Ontology annotation, molecular function: transcription coactivator activity; protein heterodimerization activity; RNA polymerase II general transcription initiation factor activity. The record is from RefSeq and is a predicted model, not a curated record. Gene Ontology annotation, cellular component: transcription factor TFIID complex; SAGA complex. Gene Ontology annotation, biological process: RNA polymerase II preinitiation complex assembly; DNA-templated transcription initiation. Lineage: Eukaryota; Viridiplantae; Streptophyta; Magnoliopsida; Asterales; Asteraceae.
UAACAAAGGAAUUAAUUAGUGAUUCCUUUUAAAAUGUUUGCUUAUGAAUAAAUCUAAACACCCCCUUAUUUCCUGUAAAAGAAACCCAUCCACUUCCGUCUUCUCUGCAGCAGCAUCAAGCUUCCUUCAUCACCUUCUUUAAGGUCUUUCACAAUAGUUGUCACCAAUUUAAAAUAAGAACUUUGAGGAAUGGCUGAUGGAGAAGAGGACUUGCCAAGGGAUGCCAAGAUUGUUAAAACAUUGCUGAAAUCAAUGGGUGUUGAAAACUAUGAACCUCGUGUUGUGCACCAGUUUCUAGAACUUUGGUACCGUUACGUAGUGGAUGUGCUCACCGAUGCGCAGGUGUAUUCAGAGCAUGCUGGCAAGGCUACUAUCGAUUCUGAUGAUGUCAAACUCGCCAUUCAGUCUAAAGUCAAUUUCAGCUUCUCCCAACCCCCUCCACGAGAGGUUCUUUUAGAAUUGGCGAGGGAAAGGAACAAAAUUCCGUUGCCAAGGUCACUGAGUGGACCGGGGAUGGCGCUGCCUCCAGAGGCAGAUACUUUAAUCAGUCCAAAUUACCAGCUUGCGAUUUCGAAGAAACGAACAAAUGAAGCUGUUGAAGAAACAGAGGAAGAUGAAGAAGCUAGUGAUUCUAAGCAGAACUCGUCUCAAGAACAGAGGACUGAUAUGCAACAAAAUACCCCUCAACGAGUUUCCUUUCCACUUGGCCCGAAACGACCAAGGUGAACCAUGGCUUAAUGAGCGAAUUUGCCUAACGUUUGUCUCUCCCCUUUUGUUAUCUAUUCCAGUGUUACUUAAAGUGAAUGUUGUUAGUUAUCAAUGUUUGUUACAGGUGAAGUUGUAGUUUGAAGCAUUUGAAUACCCAUAUAGCUUUAUAUCAUUAUGUUUAGUUUAGUCUAUAUACAAACAUUCAUGGACACA